Messenger RNA from Gasterosteus aculeatus aculeatus (three-spined stickleback), 2136 nucleotides. RefSeq names its product adenosine receptor A1. Gene Ontology annotation, cellular component: synapse; dendrite; plasma membrane. The record is from RefSeq and is a predicted model, not a curated record. Gene Ontology annotation, biological process: G protein-coupled adenosine receptor signaling pathway. Lineage: Eukaryota; Metazoa; Chordata; Actinopteri; Perciformes; Gasterosteidae. Gene Ontology annotation, molecular function: G protein-coupled adenosine receptor activity.
ACAGGCAUAUUAUGGGGAUUGCAUAAAAAGGGAGUUUGAAUGAUCAAAGAAUUUGGAGAAAAUGUGUGAUUUUACAUAUUUGACCAUGUCUAUAAGACAAUGUCACGUGAGUUAAUGUUUGAUAUUCUCCUCCUCAAUGUGUUCACUCCCAUGGACGGCGAGCUUUCAACUCGGGUUACUCUGCCGAGAGAAUAUCAAUGGAGAAUAAUACUUAAUACUAAAUUCUGGGUGAUAUAAAUUAACGGAGUAUUUCACAAGAAAAAAUAAAUGUAAAUAAAGUAGCACAACCGUAGCAAACGACUUGGCUUCGGCGGGAAAUGACACAUUGAUGAGAGUCUUUGGGAACAUGCUGGUGACUCAUACGGUAUCUCGGAUCCGUCUGGUCCCUCCGCCAUCAGGUAGACACGAGCCACUUCAUUCUCGGAACCACCGCCUCGGACCGUAUGGAGACCAAGUCCCGCGCCAUGCGCGUAUCUCCGCGUCCUGGGACGGAUCCAGCAGGAACUCCGAUCAACAAACACUACCUCAGCCUUUACGGGGACUAAAAACAUGCGAAACCUUUGUCGGGGUGUCUUCAGUUGGUGCCCACAAACCCAAACAGGGAACUCCCUCGACGUGUGCAGGCUGUUCCUCCGCGGAGCACACACGCCUUCAGCAUCCGCGAACAUGUCUUCGGCUCUGCCUUCUUCCAAAGCGCUCUACAUCGGGAUGGAGGUGGUGAUCGCCGUGUCGUCGGUCAUCGGUAACGUGAUGGUGGUUUGGGCUGUGCGGAUUAACCGCUCUCUCAGAGACACCACGUUUUGUUUCAUCGUCUCCCUGGCCUUGGCUGACAUUGCGGUCGGGGCUCUUGUCAUCCCCCUCGCCAUAACCAUCAGCAUCGGACUUCAGACGCACUUUUACAGCUGCCUGCUGGUCGCCUGCACUGUGCUUGUCCUCACACAAAGUUCAAUCCUGGCGCUUCUGGCCAUCGCCAUCGACCGUUAUCUGAGAGUCAAAAUACCCAUGAGCUACAAGCGGUUGGUGACUCCCCGACGAGCUGGCACGGCCGUAUUAUUGUGUUGGCUGGUGUCCAUCAUAGUUGGGCUCACGCCCAUGUUGGGUUGGAAUAACCUACAGCUUCUCCGUGACAAUGAAUCCCUGCUCAGUGAUGACCUCUUGGUAACCUGUGAGUUUGAGACCGUCAUCAGCAUGGACUACAUGGUCUACUUCAACUUCUUUGGCUGGGUGCUGCCCCCUCUGCUCCUCAUGCUGGCCAUCUAUGUGGAGAUUUUCUACAUGAUCCACAAGCAGCUCAACAAGAAGGUGUCGGCCAGCCACACAGACCCCAGCCGUUACUAUGGCAAGGAGCUGAAGUUAGCCAAGUCGCUCGCCCUUGUUCUUUUCCUCUUUGCGGUGAGCUGGCUCCCUCUCCACAUCCUCAACUGCAUCACCCUCUUUUGCCCUGCUUGUGAUAAGCCAAUGUUCCUCAUUUACAUCGCCAUCAUCCUCACCCACGGAAACUCGGCCGUCAACCCCAUCGUGUACGCCUUCCGCAUAAAGAAAUUCCGCACUGCGUUCCGGAAAAUAUGGAAACAGUAUGUGCUUUGUCAGGAUCCAGUCGGUCGGCUCCCUCAAAGAGGGAGCCAGAGAGGACAGAGUCAUGAGACGAGGCUGAACCAGAACGAUGAUGAUGAUGAUGUGUGACCAUUGGCAGCUAAUUCGAUCUCUGAAGUUUCACUGCACUGGUUCACAGAAUGGACAAGACUUGAGGGGUUACUGUUCAAAACGGUCCUAAUGGCAUCACAAGACUUCAGAGGAAUGAAAGCGAUGAGGGAACUCCUUCUUUGGCAAAUUUAUUCCGUCCAACACACUCUGAGAGGACAUGAUGAUAAAUCGGCAUGGAGACCAGAUAAAUAUCUUAAAUCAGACUUUGAUUUGAACAACACUGAUUAUUUAUUUCUACACGCAUUGACAAAAUGAAGAUGAUUUUGAAUUACAUUAGGGGCUUUUCAUCAGUUUCAACAUCAACCUGUUGAACUUGAAUCAGUAAGUGUAUUUUUGUAGCACAUCCGGUACAAAGAGUACUAGAAGUAGUGUAUGCUGAAUUGUAUUUCUUAUCUGAAUUUUAAUUAAAACUCAUUUACAUAUAUGAAUGGC